AACUUAAUACCACCAGAUGCGUCAAUAACAAAAGUGGAACUUCGAAAGAAGUAUCUAUAAAGCAAUAAUUUUAGUCAUUUAAAAUGUAGAAAAUAAUAUUUUUAAUUGAAGCAUAAAGGGAACCGAAAUAUUUUUUCCCUCUCUCUUUCUAUCGUAUAACAACAGUCUCUGUCAUAAAAGCGUCUUGUCCCAUAUUAAACUGUUUGGGUUUGGUUUUCUCUUGAAAUGAAAAAAAUGGUUUGUAAAAUUACAGUUGAUCUCAACGUGAAAUAAAGAUAUUGUUUCGGCUGAUAUACCCUCCAGCCUUCAUCAGGUGUCUUGGAGAAAUUUCGAACCUGAGUUUUCAUCCCUAAGAUAUUAAUGAGAAUGAGCUGACCUUUUGAACUUUCUCUAAACGUUGAAGGUCUAACAGAAUUAUGGCGCCAAAGCCUUCAAAUAUGUAGAAAGUUUGAAACAUCACCGAAGAACAAGUUCUGCGAGAAUCUUGUUAAACAUUUCUAUUUUAAUAAUGUCCUUGACCUUCGCUCCAAGACAAAAAAGCAACGUAACGUUAAACAAAAUCGAAGUACAGGAAAUGAAUUAUCAGGUUACGAAAAGGCUUGGAGGAAUAAUUCCUCCAAUUGCUCAAAAACUUCAUCAGCAACAUAUUGAAGGUGUUGUGGAGAAGGCUUUUGAAGAAGCAAAUGUUACCUUGGAGGAUGUGGAUGCUAUUGCUGUUACAGUUAAACCCGGACUCUCCCUGUCACUGGCUGUUGGGUUGCAGUAUGCUAAAGAAUUGGCAAAAGAAUAUCGUAAACCCAUUAUACCAAUUCACCAUAUGGAAGCACAUGCCCUCACUGUCCGCAUGAAGCAGCCGGUGAAUUUCCCUUUCCUGGUGCUUUUAGCCAGUGGAGGCCACUGCCUGCUUGCUGUUUCUAAGUCUGUGAAUGAGUUUGCUUUGUUAGGCACCACCAUGGACAAUGCUCCCGGUGACGUUUUUGACAAAGUUGCUCGUUCAUUAAAACUGAAAAACCUUCCUCAGUGCUACGGUUUGAGUGGAGGUGCAUCAGUUGAACUUUUAGCUAAGAAUGGACAGCCCCAUGCUUUUGAAUUUCCUCAGGUCAUGUUGCAGUCGCCUGACUGCAACUUUUCAUUUAGUGGAUUUAAUUCAAUGGCCCAUCGAUAUAUCAGUUUGGCUGAGAAAGAUCAAAAUAUCAAAGGGGAUGCUAUUAUAGCCAACGCAGCCGAUCUCUGUGCCUCAUUCCAGUUGGGUGUCUUGAAACACUUGGCAAAAAGAGUCCAGCGAGCUCUGCUGUUUUCGGAAAUUACUGGACUUCUAGGAAAAGAAAAAACAUUGGUUGUGUCCGGAGGAGUGGCUUGUAAUCAAUUCUUAAUCAACAAUUUACGAAAAGUCUGUGAAGAAUAUAAUUGUUCUCUUUACUGUCCUCCUCCAAAGCUUUGCACAGAUAAUGGUAUUAUGGUUGCUUGGAAUGGUGUUGAAAAGUUGGCCCGGGGAAUUGGUAUUGCUAAAGAUCUUGAGCAGAUUGAAAUUGAAGCAAAGUCUCCUUUAGGUGAAAAUCUGAGUGAAGAAGUUUCAAAAGUUAAAUUGAAACUAGAAAGAUUAAAAUUUGAUGUUUGAAAUGUGUGUUUGCUCUUCGAGAGAGAGAUUUUCCAUACCUCCCCUGCCCUCAGUUCUUCUUGAUUAGCUUCAAGACCCUGCUUUUGUUAAAUGGAAACUUGCUAUCAAGUGUGAAGUUGAAGGACUGCAAUAUUCCAAGUUUGUCAGCAGAAACAUUAUCUUGAACUAUCAAACGAACAAUAAUGUUCAUAUGACUCGUUUUUUUUUUUGUGGGGGGGGGGGGGUGAAGCUAUGACUUUGCUCUGUAUAUUUUUACAACUUUUUUUUUUAAUAAUUUAUUAAAAGGUAUUUUGUAUUUA
Molecule: messenger RNA, 1917 nt
Organism: Octopus bimaculoides (California two-spot octopus)
Lineage: Eukaryota; Metazoa; Mollusca; Cephalopoda; Octopoda; Octopodidae
Product: tRNA N6-adenosine threonylcarbamoyltransferase, mitochondrial
Biological process (GO): tRNA threonylcarbamoyladenosine modification
Cellular component (GO): mitochondrion
Source: RefSeq, a predicted model, not a curated record